AUGGCCCCCAUUAACUCGUCUGGAAAACACAAAGAGUCGGGCACCGCCCGCGUUCUUGGCUCUGGCGCAUCUGGUGUCGCGGAGUUGCUGGUAUUUCACCCUGUAGAUACAAUUGCCAAGCGACUUAUGAGUAACAAGGCCAAGGUCUCGUUCUCGGCCCUGUCGCCUAUUAUCUUCCGUGAAUACUCGAACGCACCUUUACUGAAGAAAGCGGUCAGCUUAUUCCCUGGACUGGGGUACGCAGCGGGAUACAAGGUUGCCCAAAGGAUAUACAAAUUUGGUGGACAGCCGUACUUCAAUGACCUCAUCUCAUCCCACUACAAGCAAAACUUUACAAAUGCAUUCGGAGAGAAAAAUGGAAAAAUGUUGAUGCAUGCGUGCGCAGGCAGCUUGACCGGUAUCGGCGAAGUCGUCCUUCUCCCUCUCGACGUCCUCAAAAUCAAGCGCCAAGUCAACCCCGAAGCAUUCCGCGGACGAGGAGUCUUCAAGAUUGUCGCCGACGAAGGAUUCGCUCUGUACCGCGGCUGGGGAUGGACAAUGGCACGAAAUGCGCCUGGAUCCUUUGCACUGUUUGGCGCCUCCUCGUUUACGAAAUCUAAGCUGCUGCAUAUCGAGGAUUACUCCAAGGCCACCUGGACUCAGAACUUUGUUGCCUCGAUUGCUGGUGCUGUGGCUAGUAUUACUGUCGCGGCUCCACUUGAUGUUGUCAAGACUCGCAUCCAAAAUGCCAACUUUGAGUCAAACGUCGGCGGUUUAACCGUCGUAAAGGACCUGCUCAAGAAUGAAGGCCCGACCGCCUUUUUCAAGGGACUUACUCCCAAGGCAAAUCAUCGUCGUUGGACCCAAACUCGUUUUCAGUUACACUCUCGCCCAGUCUCUCAUCCCCUUCUUCGCCAACUAUGUGUAAAAGCCUUCCUGUAUCCAUAG
This is a messenger RNA of Rhizoctonia solani, 927 nucleotides long. RefSeq names its product mitochondrial carrier protein. Gene Ontology annotation, molecular function: guanine nucleotide transmembrane transporter activity. The transcript has 8 exons. NCBI's taxonomy places the organism in Eukaryota, Fungi, Basidiomycota, Agaricomycetes, Cantharellales, Ceratobasidiaceae. Gene Ontology annotation, cellular component: mitochondrion. The record is from RefSeq and is a predicted model, not a curated record. Bases 1 to 927 code for a protein of 308 amino acids.